AUGGCUCCUAUCAAGCUGAUUACAGCUAUUUUGGCUGGUCUCUCCACUCUGGCAGUGGGAGCUCCAACCGCUACGAAUGCAAAGCUUCUGGGCAAGCGUGCAAGUAUCAAUGACGCCGCUACUGGCUAUGCAAGCCAGAAUGGAGGCACCACAGGUGGUGCUGGUGGUACAACCACCACGGUCUCCUCCUAUGCUGCCUUUACUGCAGCAGUCUCGGGCGAUUCCGCCAAAGUUGUUGUUGUUAGCGGCCCUAUCACGAAGGCUGCCGACCAGGUCCGUGUUGGAAGCAACACCAGUGUCAUUGGCAAGGACUCCAAUGCCGUUCUGACUGGCUUUGGGCUCUUGGUCAAGGAGGAAUCCAACGUUAUCAUCCGUAACUUGGGUGUGAAGAAGGUCCUUGCCGACAACGGCGAUGCCAUUGGCAUUCAAAAAUCCACCAAUGUUUGGGUGGACCACUGCGAUGUCUCGUCGGAUCAAGACCACGACAAGGACUACUAUGACGGUCUGAUUGAUAUCACCCACGCCGCCGACUAUGUCACUGUUUCCAAUACCUUCAUUCACGACCACUACAAGGCCUCGCUUAUUGGACACUCUGACAGCAACAGCGCCGAGGACACCGGCCACCUCCAUGUCACUCAGAACAACAACUACUGGUACAACAUCAACUCUCGCGCUCCUUCUUUCCGCUUUGGUACCGGUCACAUCUACAACAGCUACUUCUUGGAUGUCAGCGACGGAAUCAACACCCGCGACGGUGCUCAGCUUCUGGUUGAGUCCAACACCUUCAGUGGCAGCAAGAAGCCUCUCUACUCCACUGACGAUGGAUAUGCUGUGGCCAAGGACAACGACUUUGGCAGUGGAUCGAAUGCUGCUCCGACCGGCACCUUAACCUCCGUGCCCUACAGCUACACCCUUGUUGGCUCGGCCAAGGUACAGGCCGCUGUGGUUGGCACUGCUGGUCAGACCUUGACCUUCUAA
Molecule: messenger RNA, 978 nt
Organism: Penicillium canescens
Lineage: Eukaryota; Fungi; Ascomycota; Eurotiomycetes; Eurotiales; Aspergillaceae
Product: pectate lyase family protein
Exons: 5
Coding region: 1-978 (325 amino acids)
Molecular function (GO): pectate lyase activity
Source: RefSeq, a predicted model, not a curated record